AUGUCCCAGCUCUCCUCCACUCUGAAGCGCUACACAGAAUCGGCCCGUUAUACAGAUGCGCCUUUCACCAAAUCAAGCUAUGGCACCUACACUCCCUCUUCCUACGGAACCAACCUGGCUGCCUCCUUCCUGGAGAAGGAGAAGUUUGGUUUCAAGCCCAGCCCCCCCACCAGCUAUCUCACCCGUCCCCGUACCUACGGCCCCCCCUCCAUCCUGGACUAUGACCGAGGCCGCCCCCUGCUGAGACCUGACGUCAUCGGGGGUGGUAAGCGGGCCGAGAGCCAGACUCGGGGCACCGAGCGGCCUUCAGGGAGUGGACUCAGCGGGGGCAGUGGAUUCCCUUAUGGAGUGACCACCAGCUCCGUCAGCUACCUGCCUGUCAGUGCCCGCGACCAGGGGGUGACCCUGACCCAGAAGAAGUCAAACAGUCAAUCAGACCUGGCCCGGGAUUUCUCCAGCCUUCGGACCUCGGAUAGCUACCGGCUGGACUCUGGGAACCUGGGCCGCAGCCCCAUGCUGGCCCGCACGCGCAAGGAGCUGUGCGCCCUGCAGGGCCUGUACCAGGCAGCCAGCCGCUCCGAGUACCUGGCCGACUACCUGGAGAACUAUGGGUGCAAGGCCAGCGCACCUCAGGUGCCCACCCCGAGCCCUCCCUCACGAGCCCCCGAAGUCCUCAGCCCCACCUACCGACCCAGUGGCCGUUACAGUCUGUGGGAGAAGGGCAAGGGCCAGGCCCUUGUGUCCAGCCGCUCCAGCUCCCCAGGGCGAGACACCAUGGAAAUGCACUUCACGACCCAUGCACUCGACGAUGGUCCUGCACUGCUCUUGGAAAUGCCCAGCUACCCUCACAUACACUGCGACUCUUACCCUCUGCUUUCCCACCCAACAUGCCUGGGGCCCCUGCAGGCCCUGCCCCAUCCUGGACUGCAUGCUGAGACCCCCAGACCACCAGUGUGCCCUGUGAAUUCUAAGAGCGCCCAGGGUCUGGCUGGUCUUCGAAACCUUGGGAACACGUGCUUCAUGAACUCCAUCCUACAGUGCCUGAGCAACACACGGGAGCUGAGAGACUACUGCCUGCAGCGGCUCUACCUGCGGGACCUCAGCCACAGCAGCCGUGCUCACACGGCCCUCAUGGAAGAGUUUGCAAAACUAAUCCAGACCAUAUGGACCUCAUCCCCCAAUGACGUGGUGAGCCCCUCUGAGUUCAAAACCCAGAUCCAGAGAUACGCACCGCGCUUCGUCGGCUAUAAUCAGCAGGAUGCUCAGGAGUUUCUUCGCUUCCUUCUGGAUGGGCUGCACAAUGAGGUGAACCGGGUCACAGCGAGGCCCAAGUCCAACACUGAAAACCUCGACCAUCUGCCUGAUGAUGAGAAAGGGCGCCAGAUGUGGAGAAAGUAUCUAGAACGGGAAGACAGUCGGAUCGGGGAUCUCUUUGUUGGGCAGCUGAAGAGCUCCCUGACGUGCACUGAUUGUGGCUACUGUUCUACGGUCUUUGAUCCCUUCUGGGACCUCUCUCUGCCCAUUACUAAGCGAGGUUAUCCUGAGGUGACGUUAAUGGACUGCAUGAGGCUCUUCACCAAAGAGGACGUGCUUGAUGGCGAUGAAAAGCCGACGUGCUGUCGCUGCCGAGCCAGAAAACGGUGUAUAAAGAAGUUCUCCAUCCAGAGGUUCCCAAAGAUCUUGGUGCUCCAUCUGAAGCGGUUCUCAGAAUCCAGGAUACGAACCAGCAAGCUCACAGCAUUUGUGAAUUUCCCACUAAGAGACCUGGACUUGAGGGAAUUUGCCUCAGAAAACACCAACCACGCUGUUUACAACCUGUACGCCGUGUCCAAUCACUCCGGAACCACCAUGGGCGGCCAUUACACAGCCUACUGCCGGAGCCCGGUGACAGGCGAGUGGCACACAUUCAACGACUCCAGCGUCUCCCCCAUGUCCUCCAGCCAAGUGCGUACCAGCGACGCCUACCUGCUCUUCUACGAGUUGGCCAGUCCGCCCUCCCGCAUGUAGCAACGAGGAGCUACAUCCCAUCCUCCCUUCCCCGUGGUGGCCCCACAACCUAAGUUUUUUUAAAAAGACCAAAAAAAGGCAAAAAAAGUCCUGACAAAUAAGAGGAAAAUAAAGGAAAGUGAAGCUGCAGAGCAGGAGUUGCUGCAGCCUGGCCGGAGCCGGGAGUGGGGAGCCCGGUGCCCCAGAGCCCCGCCUGGUAGGGAAGAUUGGCAGGACGCAGACCGAGCCAGCACGGUGCCCUCGGCUUCUCAUGUCUGCAUUUGUAAGCGCGUGGUUCUUUUCCCGUGUGUGAUAAACCUCAGCCCUCGGUGGGGAGAAGAUACUUGUCCACGGGCCCACUGGCCUCGGCCCAGCCCCGGCCUCCCGAGAACACAGCGCCCUCUGGAGCCUGCUGGGAGGAUCGCCACCUGGAACGCCGCCCGUCUUUACCUGGACCCCGCUUCACCAUUCCAGGAGCCAGAAAAACACCCAUGAGCCAAGAGCCCUCUUAAGGCUGCUAACUCCAGGGGGACAGAUGAGGGGACGUCUUUGAAAAAAGCUGUUUUUGAUUUUUAAAAGCCCAACUUUUUUUUUUUAAUUAUCGUAACUAAAGUUUUCAGACUGGAGAUGCUCUCUUUCACGCCUCGUCACAGCUGGGAUGUUGUGCUGGUCUUUUUUUUUUUUUUUAAUUCUACAAGUACAACUUUUCUAGUGCUAGCCCCCAGUGGUGCUAGGUGGGAGUUGGCCAGGCCCAAGCACAGCCACAGUAGACCUGGGAUCUGACAGGUUUUUGUUUGUUUGUUUUUAAUGUUUUGGAUGGAAUCUAGUUGCCUCCAAGAAUUGUGCCUUAUAGUGUUUGGGGACCAGGGGGUAACUGCCCCUCCCUGAAAUAUCCCUCAGCCUCUUCCCUUUUCCCCAGUGCCAUGUCCAGAGCUGCCAGGGAGCUCGGGGUCACACCCACAGCCCCUGGCUCGUUUCGCACUGCAGUGAAGUGAAGAGAGUAGGUAAAAGGAAAUUCUUCUGAUAGUGUAUCAAGUUCUUCCCGCCAGCUUCCUCUAACCCAGCCCUGGUCUACUCCCCAGCUGUUGGAAGGAUAGCACGAGCCCCUGACCCUUGAGCUUCUCUCACCUUUAAUUUAUUCCCCCUUAACUUGCUCCUUCUCCCCAGCCUCCCUGCCCCACCCCCCUUCUCAGAGCCUCCUGACAUAGGCCCUUUGGACCGAGUUUCUCAGGGAUGCCCAUGCCACCCCCAGCUCCCCUUGGCAUCAGUCUGCAGUUCAGCCUGGGAGCUGGAGCCUGGGUGUCUGGGGACAUCUUGCCUCAGUUGUGUGGUUCUUCCCCAUGGGCUUGAUUUUGCUCUUAAGUUGUCGGGCAAAACUCUGUGUUGUCCCAGAGAGAAAAGCUGUUCAGCACCAAGGCCCAGAGCUCUGUGCGUGGUGCACUCUGCACACCCACACAGCUGGGCCCUGCCUGUGCCCCUCGAGGGCAGAACUCUCCAGUGCUUCCAGGAGGCAGCAGAAUAAGACACCCUGAGUCUAACUGGCCUGACACCCUUCUCUAGGGAAGACCUGUGAACCUGAGCCAAAGGGCUGGUGUAUACACUUGUUUACCGUGUAAGCAAGAGUAGAUGAAUGUGUGAUGUACAGUGGAACCUUGUACAGAAUAAAUCAUAGCUUUGAGAAAUAA
Messenger RNA from Bubalus bubalis (water buffalo), 3671 nucleotides. It is a transcript of the gene USP2, whose product is annotated as ubiquitin specific peptidase 2. Gene Ontology annotation, biological process: protein deubiquitination. The record is from RefSeq and is a predicted model, not a curated record. The coding region runs from base 1 to 2007 and encodes 668 amino acids. Lineage: Eukaryota; Metazoa; Chordata; Mammalia; Artiodactyla; Bovidae. Gene Ontology annotation, cellular component: cytoplasm. The transcript has 13 exons. Gene Ontology annotation, molecular function: cysteine-type deubiquitinase activity.